Molecule: messenger RNA, 648 nt
Organism: Symbiodinium natans
Lineage: Eukaryota; Dinophyceae; Suessiales; Symbiodiniaceae
Source: the annotation of a GenBank genome assembly
AUGCGCUUGACAUGUGCAGUCUGCUUUCUCGCGCUGUGGUCAGCCGACAGCACUUGCAGCUGUCGCGAUGGCUCCUGCAACGAGGUUUGUGGUGGACUAUGCAACGCAGAGCAAAACAGCAUGACCCAUCAAGAGAUGUGCUGUGCCUGUCCUCAAUGGGAGUGUGCGCAGUCCUGGUCCAAUGGAAAUGCCAGUACUUGCGAGGGGCAUGCUGGCGGUUCCUGUGACUUGAGCUCCUGCAACCAGUGCUAUUCCAAAGCCGUGGCCCUACAAGGCGACACGAUGUGUAAAUCAUACCUGGGCUCGAAGCUGCACGAUGCGAGUGUUGAGGAAUGUGCCCAAAAAUGUACUACACUUGCUGGCUGCGUGUCCUUCGAGUACUGGAGAGACGAGCCGGGCAACGACAUUUGGUGCAGAAUGUGCGAUGACGGGAGCCAUCCGUCGUGGGGUGGGAACGCCAAGCGCCGCAUUAAAUUCCACAAAUCAUCUUGGGAUUGCAGUGAGUGUGGCUGCGCCGGGGGCUUUUGCUUUUGCGAAUGCGACUGGAAAGGUAUUCAUAGACAGCGCACCUGUCAGCCAUGGAGCAGUGCGCCAAAGAAGGUGCUCAUUGCCAUUCCAUGGCUUGUGGCUGCUGCCGCCAUGGCUUGA